AUGGAUCCAUCCUCACCACCGUUGGCACGACACCACCACCACCACCUCAGUAAACUAGAAUGUCUCCCCCCCGAACUCCUCGAAAAAAUUUUCUUCCACAGCCUCUCCAUUAACCUCCCACGCUCAUCACUACAAAUCGCAGCCGUCCUCUCCAAACCCAUAAUCUACAAAUGGCUCAUCCGGCUCGCCUUUAGCAGCACAAACCCUAGUUCUCGACACGGCUUUUUCACUGAAGAUUUCUUACCUUCGCCGCUCGGGUUUUGGGCGUUGUCGAAUGUCGAGCGUACGCUGUUGCAGCAGGAGAUUUUGACGUGUAGGUGGAGUACUCUGCCAUUGUUUCGGGAGUGUCAACGGGAGUAUGUCAAGCAUGUCCUGCGGCAGAAGGGGGCGGGACUGGUGUUUGUGUCAAAAGAAGAUCAGGCUGGGUUUGAGUCGAUUGAUGAGAUGUUCUCGCGGCCUAUGGAUUUCGAUAAGGCCGAGUCUGGCAGAAGGGGAAGUGGGGAUUUAAUCCUGAAAGCUAAGAGAGCAACGGAAGGAGGAAGGGAGGUGGAUAUGAGGGUGUCGUUCUGGUUCCAUUUCGGCGGCAUUCAGAUCCGUGAACCGUCGCCCGUCAGCCAUGAGAUUGACAUGUUUCGUCUGCCCUGUCCGCCAUCGCCGAAUGGGAGACCGCGGAUGCCGGAUAAAUUGCUGCAUGCGCCGUGGACAAGCGAGAAAAUUGAAUUUUUGACGUUGUUGUCGCAAGAAACGUACAUCGACGAACAUAAUAACAGUACUGAACGCUCGCACCAGGUGCUGCGGCAACUCAUUCGAGAUCGGGAUUAUGUCACGUUUGCGACGUUGUUAGAGUUGAAUGUUACGACGCGAGACUACAGUUAUCCGCAGAAAUGGCGGGKCAAGACGCGGCAUUUCAAAGAAGCGUUGAGGCAUGUGACGGGGCUGAAUGAUCCCUUUGUCAGGCUGUUGUAUGAAAAGCGAUGGGAUUGUUUGAAGGACAGGAAAGUGAGAGAUGAGGUUUUGAAAUGUAUAGAAUUAUGA
Messenger RNA from Talaromyces amestolkiae, 1035 nucleotides. RefSeq lists its product as uncharacterized. The record is from RefSeq and is a predicted model, not a curated record. Bases 1 to 1035 code for a protein of 344 amino acids. NCBI's taxonomy places the organism in Eukaryota, Fungi, Ascomycota, Eurotiomycetes, Eurotiales, Trichocomaceae. The transcript has a single exon.